GCUGCUGUGGCUCCUUGGACAGCCCCUCUUCUCCAGGGAUAUCCUUGUUUCUCCAGCGUGAGCUUUAAACCAGCACAUAAUCCCAGCUUUCCCUUGCAAAGGGAAAAAUCCAGAUUAUUUUUCUGGGAUUUUUCAAGCAGUUGGCCUUUGGGUCAAGGUCCACCUCUGCAGGGGAGCACUGUUUAGAGCUCCUGUUUCCAAUCUCGUUAUCCCAUUCUUUUCAAUCCCGCCCUUUUGCCCGUGACGUGGCUGCUCCCAGCAGGAAGAGGACGGUCACAGGGAACCAUCCAGUGCUGCCUUCCCAGCUCUUCAUCCCUCUGGAGUUCCCAGCCCUGAGAGCAUGUCCUGGAAGGGGGAGGGCACGAGCCCACCUUCGUGUUUCAUCCAGCGCCUGGACCACCUCGUGCUGACUGUGAAGAACAUUGAGAACACUGUGGCCUUUUAUUCCAAAGUCCUGGGCAUGGAGGUGGUGACUUUCAAGGGGAACCGCAAAGCUUUGCGUUUCGGCCAGCAGAAGUUCAACCUGCACGAGGCUGGGCAGGAGUUUGAGCCCAAGGCUCGGCGCCCAGUGCCCGGCUCUGCGGAUUUUUGCCUGAUCACAGCAGCGCCCCUGGAGAAGCUGCUGGAGCAUCUGGAGGCCUGUGGGGUGCCCAUUGAAGAAGGUCCCGUGGCCAGAACUGGUGCUGUGGGUCCAAUAACCUCCAUCUACUUCCGAGACCCCGACGAGAACCUGGUGGAGGUUUCCAGGUACUGCACAGCUGGGGCUGUGGACACCGAAGGGGAGCCCUGACCACAGCCCAUGCUCUGCCUGCGUCCCAGGGCGCAGAGGCCAGGUCUGGCUGGCCCAUUUACAGAUCCAAGCUUUAAUUGUGUAAACCUGGGACAAGCCUCAAAUCCCAGCCACAAAGUAGGGCUGCAGGAACAUCGGGAGUUCUCUCAAGGCAGCCUGCUCUGCUCUGGAUGUGAAUCCUGCUUUUAUACAUCCCUGCCACGGAGACUCCAUGGCCUUCGUGGAAGAUCUGUCCUGCUGCUGCUGCGCUGCAAUUGUUGGGACAUUUUUCCUAAUUCCUGCUACCCCUUCUGCUGCAGUUGAAGUCCUCAUUCCUACACUGUCCACCUGUCACUCCCCUCCUCUUCAGAGUCACUUUUCCACAGCUGGAAAUUUCUGUCUCCCUUCCUUUCAUCCUCCUGCUCCUUGUCUCAAGCUGCCUGGUGCUGGUGGCUCUCCCACGAAGGCAGAGGUUUAAAUCCAGCUGUGACUGUCCAAACACACUUCUCACCUGGGAUUUGGGAAUUUGGCCUCGGUGUGACACUCAAAAACUCGUGGAGCUGAAGAUCCAAUCCUCACCCUCAGCUCUGUAUCAAUAAUUGUGAGGGUUGGAAAAAGCAGGGAUGAGGUGCCUACAUGGAGGGCAGAGGUCAGAAGUCCAGGAGUUCACCUGGAUUCGUGCAGGGAUUGAGGAUGGUCUGACACAGGGGAGUCUGAUUCUGAUGGCACCUGGGUACUUGUGGCACUGUCCUAAGUUUUCUUCUUUCUUUAGUAAUUUAAAAAGCCAUUUCCAAGUUACUUUAAAAGUAUAAAACAAUGAGGGACCUGGCGAUUCUCGAGCAGAGCAGUUCCCAGGCUGGCCACACUGAGGUAGCACCGAUAUCCUCACCGGAACAGCGCUGGAAAGGAGGGAGGACUCUUCCGACCUCUGCAGUCCAAAUCCUCUAUAAAAUUGACACAAUCUCUGACUCGUA
Messenger RNA from Corvus hawaiiensis (hawaiian crow), 1743 nucleotides. It is a transcript of the gene GLOD5, whose product is annotated as glyoxalase domain containing 5. The transcript has 4 exons. The record is from RefSeq and is a predicted model, not a curated record. Lineage: Eukaryota; Metazoa; Chordata; Aves; Passeriformes; Corvidae. The coding region runs from base 341 to 790 and encodes 149 amino acids.